Messenger RNA from Nycticebus coucang (slow loris), 2944 nucleotides. It is a transcript of the gene MEX3D, whose product is annotated as mex-3 RNA binding family member D. The transcript is spliced from 2 exons. Gene Ontology annotation, molecular function: RNA binding. The record is from RefSeq and is a predicted model, not a curated record. Bases 88 to 2088 code for a protein of 666 amino acids. NCBI's taxonomy places the organism in Eukaryota, Metazoa, Chordata, Mammalia, Primates, Lorisidae.
CAGAGGCGGAGGGCGGCGCGGGCGGCGGCGGCGGCGCGGGCGGGCGGCCGAGUGGCAGGAGCGCGGGCCCGAGCGCUAGCGCCCGCCAUGCCCAGCCCCAGCAGCCAGCCCGACGGCGGUGGGGGCGGGGGCGGCGGCGGGCCGGGGGCAGCGGCCGGCAGGGACCCCAGCCCCGGUCCCCGGGCCCCGCCGCCACCCCCGCCCGAGGGCGCAGAGGAGGCCGCACCCGCCCCUCGGCCGCCGCCCGAGCCCGACGACGCGGCCGCUGCGCUGCGCCUGGCGCUGGACCAGUUGUCCGCGCUGGGGCUGGGGGACGCAGGCGACACGGACGAGGAGGGGGCGGCCGCGGGCGGUGGGGACAGUGCGGCGGCGGGGGGCGCGGGCGGCGGGGCGGUGGCUGAGCCCGCGCCCCCCGACGGGCCCGAGGCCGGCGCGCCACUGGCCGUGGCGUCUGCGGUGGCUGUGGUGCCCGGCUCUUUGCCGCUGCUGGACCCGGACGUGAGCCCCCCGCCGCCGCCACCGCCCCGGCCGUCGCCACCCGACGUGUUCGCGGGCUUCGCGCCCCACCCCACGGCCCUGGGCCCCCCGACGCUGCUAGCUGAGCAGAUGAGCGUGAUAGGCAGUCGCAAAAAAAGCGUGAACAUGACCGAGUGCGUGCCGGUGCCCAGCUCGGAGCACGUCGCUGAGAUCGUGGGUCGCCAGGGCUGUAAGAUCAAGGCUCUGCGUGCCAAGACGAACACAUAUAUUAAGACACCUGUGCGUGGGGAGGAGCCCGUCUUCAUCGUGACUGGCCGCAAGGAGGACGUGGAGAUGGCCAAGCGCGAAAUCCUGUCAGCUGCGGAGCACUUCUCCAUGAUCCGCGCCACCCGCAGCAAGGCGGGCGGGCUGCCAGGCACUGCCCAGGGCCCGCCCAAUCUGCCAGGACAGACCACCAUCCAGGUGCGCGUGCCCUACCGAGUGGUGGGGCUGGUGGUGGGGCCCAAGGGUGCCACCAUCAAGCGCAUCCAGCAGCGGACGCACACAUACAUCGUGACGCCCGGGCGCGACAAGGAGCCGGUGUUUGCUGUGACCGGCAUGCCCGAGAACGUGGACCGGGCGCGUGAGGAGAUUGAAGCGCACAUCACACUGCGCACCGGUGCCUUCACCGACGCCGGUCCUGACAGCGACUUCCAUGCCAACGGUACCGACGUCUGCCUAGACCUUCUUGGGGCAGCUACCAGUCUCUGGGCCAAGGCCCCCAAUCCAGGACGGCGGCACCCCACAGCCACGGCUGGUCUCCGCGGGGACAGUGCCCUAGGUGCCCCAAGCACCCCUGAGGCCUUCUACACGGGCAGCCGCGGGGGACCACCAGUGCCAGACACAGGCCCUGCCAGCCCCUACAGUAGCACCGGCAAUGGGGGCUUCACCUUUGGUGGGGACGGCCCUGGUGCCCCUGGAGGGACUGCUGCCCCUGAGGACUGCGACUUCAGUUUCGACUUCUUGGCUCUGGACCUGACCGUGCCCGCUGCAGCCACCAUCUGGGCCCCCUUUGAGCGGGCCCCACCCCUGCCCGCCUUUAGUGGCUGCUCAGCUGUGAACGGGGCCCCAGCGCCUCCUGCCACCAGCGCCCGGCGCAGCAGCGGGACAGGGACCCCCAGCCACUCGCCCACACUGCCUGAGCCCGGUGGCCUGGGCCUGGAGCUUCCCCUGGCCCGCCGCGGUGCCCCCGACCUGGUGGGUGCGCUUCCCUGGCGGCCCCCUCAGGGCUCCCUGCCCUUUCCUGGCGGUACCGCCUUCUCAGCAGCCUCCUCACUGCCCAGCAGCGCCCCAGCAGCCUCCUGCUCCCCGCUGGACUCCAGCACCUCCGAGAGCAACCGCAAGCCCUCAACAGCCGCAACCGUGGCCCCUGGGCCCCCGGCGACGUCAGCCUCCCCAGCCUUGGCACGGGAGUGCGUGGUGUGCGCCGAGGGCGAGGUGAUGGCCGCGCUGGUGCCCUGCGGCCACAACCUCUUCUGUAUGGACUGUGCUGUCCGAAUCUGCGGCAAGAGUGAGCCUGAGUGUCCCGCAUGCCGCACCCCGGCCACCCAAGCCAUUCAUAUCUUUUCUUAGCACGGGCCUCUAUGUGGCCCUGGGCUGGCUGCCACCAGGGCCAGCUGCAGGCAACAGGGGUGGGCAGGGCCAGGGGCGAGGGGGGCCAGACCUGGGCCAGGGGGACCGGGCCAGUGUUUACAGACGAGCUUUAACUCCUGUCCCAAGCGUGGAGACUGCGAGCCCGCGACCCGGCUGCACCUCAUUUCUUAACAAAUAACAGUAUUGAGUCCACAGGUUACAAUAAACCAGAGAGAAAAGGUCUCCUUGCACUUUUAUUUAAGACACCCCCACCUCCAGGGUGAUCUGUAAAAAAAGAAAAAAAGAAAACACAAUUUUUACAACUCUUGGUGUGCUCCUUUUGUACACAGCAGUUUUCUGAUUUCACAGUUUGUUCUCAGCGGCCUCAGACUGUGUAGACAUUUCUGCAAGGAGGAUAGUGACAUUUUUAUUCCCUUUUCCGGGCUAACCGUUUACCCUUUUGUAAGUCAGCCACGCUAGGCUGGAGGGGGGCGGGGGGCAGGGUCCAGGGGCUCCCAACCAGAAAUUUCUAACUUCUUUUUUUGUUUUAAUUAUUAAUCCCCUUCCUGCUGUGGUUUCUGUUGUCAUUUUUUAAUUUUUUUUUUUUUUUUUUUUUUUUUUUACUUUUUACCUCGUGUAUAUGUAGGGAAUUUAUAGGGAAAUAUGUACUUUAUGGAAUAAAUUUUAAGAACUAAAAUAUAUUUUAUUUUAAAUAAAGUAAUGGACCUUUAAUCUUACACAGCUAAAUUACUGAUUAUAUAUUUGCUGAGCUGAUUUAAGGGUUAAAAAAUUGUAUCAAGAGUUUUAUUUUUUGACUUCAAAGCCUUCUUAAUAAAGUCUUUUUACUACAUGUGAA